AGAUUUUUUAUUUUUAUUCAAAAAAACAAUGUCAGUUUGUUUCUGAAUACUAUGUUUAACCUUUUGUUUUUCGUAUUAUGUCUUUGAACGAAAUUUCAACAACAAAUAUUCAGAAGUUCUAAUCAAAUAUGGUAGCACUCGGUGCUUUUCCGGCCGCCAAGCUUGGCGCUUUACUGUUGCGCCAAGUAAGUAAACCAAUCGCUAAUUUUGUUAAAGAACGAGCAAAACAAUCUCCAGUAUUUCGAUCGUAUGUUUGCAUGCCACCUGCUCAGUUUUACAAUUGGUGUGAAGUUAAAAUGAAAAUGUAUUUCAUGAAUCUUGGUACUGCUGGAAAGGUCAAACCUUUAAGUGAAACUAUGGCCAUCGAACUCGGAUCAAAUUUACUAGGCGAAGGUAUUAUAUUUGUUGUUGCUGCUGCCUUACUUUUAUUUGAAUAUAACAGACAAGUACGUAAAGAGCAAGCUAAAGAAGAUGUACGUUUACAAGAACAAGAAGAUUUAACCAAUGCUAUAAGGGAUUUAGAUUUAAUGACUGAACAACACAAUGCUGAAUUAAGACGUCUUACUUACCUGGUUGAUGAUUUAAUAUCUAAAGUUAAUAAUAAAUCAUACACUGGAUCUGAUAUCACCUCAGAACCACCAAAAAGUAGUAGUAGCAAAGUCGAUACCAAACGACAGGAACCCGAAUUGAAGAAACAAAUUUCUAACGAUAUAAAUGAAAAUUUAUUAUUUAAAAGCAUUAAAAUGUUAAUUCAAUCUAUUCAACAAGUUUGAAUAAAUUAGGUUUUUUUUUGUAGAAUCAUAUUAUUCAAAUUUUGUUAAACCUGAUUAAAGGGACUAAUAAUAAGCUCAUAAUAAAGUUACUUAUUAGAAA
Molecule: messenger RNA, 873 nt
Organism: Rhopalosiphum padi (bird cherry-oat aphid)
Lineage: Eukaryota; Metazoa; Arthropoda; Insecta; Hemiptera; Aphididae
Product: putative OPA3-like protein CG13603
Exons: 1
Coding region: 129-773 (214 amino acids)
Biological process (GO): regulation of lipid metabolic process
Cellular component (GO): mitochondrion
Source: RefSeq, a predicted model, not a curated record